This is a messenger RNA of Fukomys damarensis (Damara mole-rat), 1316 nucleotides long. RefSeq names its product carboxypeptidase O (gene Cpo). The transcript has 9 exons. Gene Ontology annotation, molecular function: zinc ion binding; metallocarboxypeptidase activity. NCBI's taxonomy places the organism in Eukaryota, Metazoa, Chordata, Mammalia, Rodentia, Bathyergidae. Gene Ontology annotation, biological process: proteolysis. The record is from RefSeq and is a predicted model, not a curated record. The coding region runs from base 91 to 1218 and encodes 375 amino acids.
AUUGUGGCUACAAUAUCUCUACGUAUUUUCAGAGACCUUGAUUUAGAGCCAGAAAGAGAGGUUCAGGAUUUUCUAGCUCUUUGCAGAAGAAUGAAGCUUGUGCUGGGGACCUUUUACCUUUUGGGGAUGCUGGUUCCUCAGAAGCUAGGAUACGAUAGAUCCUUAGCAUUGCACGGAAAACAGGUUAUGGCCACAACAGUGAGUCUGGGCAAGAGCCUGGAGAUCUAUUCCUAUACCAAAUACCACUCCAUGGCAGAGAUCUAUGAGUGGAUGAGCCAGGUCAGUGAGAAGUUCGCAGAAGUGGUGACACAGCAUUUCCUAGGGAUGACUUAUGAGUCCCGACCCAUGUAUUAUCUGAAGAUCAGCCAACCCUCUAGCAGCCCCAAGAAGAUCAUUUGGAUGGACUGUGGAAUCCAUGCCAGGGAGUGGAUUGCCCCUGCUUUUUGCCAGUGGUUUGUGAAGGAAGUUCUCCAAAACUACAAAGACAACUCAAGGAUAAGCGUGUUUCUUAAGAACCUGGACUUCUAUGUGCUUCCAGUUCUUAACAUAGAUGGUUAUAUCUACACUUGGACAACUGAUCGACUGUGGAGGAAAUCCCGUUCAUCCCAUAAUAAUGGCACAUGUUUUGGAUCAGAUCUCAACAGAAAUUUCAAUAUAUCCUGGUGUAGUACUGGUGCAUCUAAUGACUGCCAAAGCAUAACAUUCUGUGGGACAGGACCAAAGUCUGAACCAGAGACUAAAGCUGUCGCUGACCUCAUUGAGAGCAAGAAGGAAGACAUCGUGUGCUUUCUGACCAUACACUCUUAUGGUCAGCUUAUUCUUGUACCAUAUGGCUACACCACAAAUAAAUCAAGUAACCAUGAAGAAUUGAUUCGAGUUGGACAGAAGGCAGCAAAUGCAUUGAAAGCAAAGCAUGGAACCAAUUAUAGAGUUGGAUCGAGUGCAGAUAUUUUAUAUCCCACGUCUGGAUCUUCAAGAGACUGGGCUCGAGACAUUGGGAUCCCUUUCUCCUACACAUUUGAACUGAGAGACAAUGGUACCCAUGGGUUUAUUUUGCCUGAAGAUCAGAUCCAGCUGACCUGUGAAGAAGCCAUGGAGGCUGUGCUCUCAAUCUUGGAGGAUGUACAUUCAAAACACUGGCUCUCUAGCAAUGCUAGGAAGGUGACGUCCACCUCUGUGGUCCUGAGCCUGAUGUGGUUCUUCCAUUCUCUGCUCUAAAUGCAUCUUACCCAGGCCCACUCAACUUUAGUGACGUGGAUGUGAUUGGAGGGAAUGUGUAGGUGGCUGUAGAGAAACCAAAUCAUUGAACUAAAAAU